Messenger RNA from Chrysemys picta bellii (western painted turtle), 12286 nucleotides. RefSeq names its product pericentrin (gene PCNT). The record is from RefSeq and is a predicted model, not a curated record. Gene Ontology annotation, molecular function: DNA binding; molecular adaptor activity. Gene Ontology annotation, biological process: signal transduction. NCBI's taxonomy places the organism in Eukaryota, Metazoa, Chordata, Testudines, Emydidae.
CAGCUGCCUGGGCCAGGCUCCCUCAGGAAGGCCCCUGGCCUGGCGCAGCCCGGCCGAGCCCCACGCGGGGCUCCCCCUGGCCUGGGGCGGAGCGGGGGGCGGGGCCACGGUCCCAACGCGGCCCUUUCCUGAGCGUGGGCUUGGCGGGCGCCAUUGUAAGCCCAAGAGCGGCCGUGAGGCGCAGCGGAGCCCAUCCCCCCUCUCCCCCCGGCGGGAGCGUGCCCCGGUCUCCGGGCUCACGCCCCUCGGCCACCCCGACCCAGCCAUGGACGAGGAGAGGAGGCGGAAGCUGGAGGCCGGCAGAGCCAAGUCAAACAGCUGACCGUUAACGGCGUGAGGUGAGGGUGUCAUAGCUGGUAUCAUAAAUGUGCACAGUGCUUCGCAAACAAAAACAAGGCUGUUGCCCCGAGAAACUUGUAGCCAAGAGCCAGUCCUGCAAUGAGCUCUGUGCAGAAAUAUCCCUUCUUGGGGCGAAGUCACACACUUUUGGGAUCUAAAACACAAAAUCCAGCUUGCUCACUUCAGACAGCGAAAAACAAAAAGUGACAACACGCAGUCGCAGAAAAAGGCGGCGAAGAGGAAGGGCUCGUCUGACCACAUGCAAAACAUUCCAAAGGAAGAGUGCGUUAUAGUGGCCCAGGAUUCUGAUGUUCUUACAGACCUUAAUAUAAGUAUAGAGGGUAAGACUGAAGAGACAGAGACAAGCUCUGAGAGUAAGGCUGAUGUUGACCUUUCUAACCCAUGCUUGGUGGAUGACUGUGCUUCUGAAGAAUAUGGUCAGCUUAAUGUCCAGAUGUGUCGGACGAGAAUUGUGGAGCUGGAAAAGAGACUUCUGGAGAAACAGGAAGCAACUGAAAGACUCACUACAGAGGUGGAUGACUUACUGGAACAACUUGCCCAGCAUAGUGGGGCUACACAUCUUCAGGAGCUGGAGACGGCUGUCCAGGAACGGAAUGAGAUAAUAGCUCAGCUGACAAGUAACCUUCAGCAGGCAAGGCAAAAUCGGGAUGACAUUCAGGAAGAGGCCUCACUCCUAGCUGAUCAGAUCCAUGGUUUACAGCUUCAGUUACAUGAGGCUAAUGAGCUUCUGAAAAGUAGAAUUCCUGGAAAAAGUGAAUUAUCUCAAGCCCAGGAGCAGAUGGCUGUUUUUCAGAACAGACUCAAGGAACAAAGUACUCAAUUGCAGAUAAUGCAUCAAAAAGCACAUGACCUGGAACUACAACUGGAGUCUUCUCAAAAGAUAGAAGAGCUAAAUGCAGAAAUAAAAGAGAAGGUGGAAAAACAGCAGAACUUGGAGGAGGAACGAAAAGAACAGAUUGGAUUAAUUAAAAAGGUUCAUGAAAGAGAACAUGAUCGUGAAAUUACUGAACUGAUUAUUAAACAUGAAGAUGAAAUGAAAGAGCUACGUGCUGAACUAAUUAAGGAACAGCAGCAACUGUUGGAUGAACUUCAGCAACAAAUGGAAGGUACACAUAAAACAGAGAUGCAGCACACUCAGCUCCAGUCACAGACACUGCACAAUCUUGAGUUGGAAGGUUUACGACUAAGUCUAACUAAUAUGCACACAUCCCAGUUGGAGCUGAUGCAGUCUAACUUGAGAAAGGAGAAGGAAACUGCCCUUGUGGAGUUACGGGAGAUGCUCAAUGAUAAGCGUGCUCAGGAAGUAGCAAUUCUACAAAGCCGACAUCAGUUUGAGUUGGAACAUAUUAAUGAACAACAUCUGAAGGAAAAAGAAGAAAUUGCACUGAAACAUCAACAGGAACUAGAUGAGAGGAAGAAAAUAGAAUUGGAAAUGGAAAAGAAACACAUCCAGACCCUGGAGACUCUUAAAGGAGACUGGGCACUGAAGACCGAAACACGUUUAAAAAACAUCCGUGAGGAGCUAUCUGAAAAACAUCAGAUUGAAAUGGGUGAACUGCAGAAAACUCUGAAAUUGGAACUAGACAGAGUUAAAGAGGAGCUGAAGAGUCUGUCUGUUAAAAAAGAGCAGGUGGAAAUGAAAUGUAAAAACCUGGAGAAUGAACACCAGAUGGCAAUUACAAAACUACGUGAACAGCUGCAGACGGAACAUGACCAAGGUCUAGAAAACUUGAAAAGGAAAAGCAAGGAAAGAGAACAGGAGAUGCAGCAGGAGAUGGAGAAACUUCAGGCCACAUAUGAAGAAUUAAAAACUCGAUCACAAGAAGAAAUCAAACAGCUUUGGUCUCAGCUUGAUAGCACACGAGCAAGUCGACAAGAGCUAAGUGAAUUAAAAGAACAGCUUCUGGCUCGCACAUCACAUGUGGAUGAAAUAGAACGUUUAAAGCAAGACUUUGAACAGCAGCGGCAGCAAAGAAGAAGCGAACAUGAAACUGAAUUGGAACAACUGAGAAUUUAUUUUGAAGAGAAACUAGGGGCAGCUGAAGAAAACUACAGAGAAGAAUUAACUCUACUGCAUCAGAGGCUGCAAGAAUUAAAGGAAUACUCUUUGUUGGAGUCAGAGAUUAGUCAAGAUCAGCCUUUAGAUAUCAGCUCCUCGGUCACACUUUUAGAAGAGGCAAGUGAAAAAGAGAGAAGGGAUAUACUUGACCAACUAACUCAGCAACUGGAGCAGCACAAGGAAGAACUUACCUGUUUGCGACUGCAAUUGGAGGAAAAACACAGACAUGAACUAGACUCCUUAAGAUCUUCCCUCGCACUCCAAUAUAAGGAGGACCUGAUGAAGAUGAAGAUGGAUCUCUCAGACAGAUAUAUUUCAGAAAUUGAGGAAUUAAAAAAGAAACAUUGUCUAGAUCUUGAACAUCUCCGUGCCAAGCUUUCGGAAGAGCACAUCAAAGAAAUUACCAAGCUGCGUCUACAGAGUGCUCAAGAUGCAGCCCGCCAGGUUGAAGCCGAGGUUGCUGAACGAGUGUGUGUGCUGGAGAAUGAGCACAAAGCUAAACUCUCCCUCCUUCAGUGUGAGAAACAGCACAUUGCAGAACUGCAAGGAGAAAUACAGCACUUAAAGAGAGAGAUUACUAAACUCCAAGACAUUGGUGUCCAGCAUGAAGCCCAGCUGAAAGAGGAGAUGGAAAAGAUAAAAUGUAAACUUGUUGAUGAUCACAAGAAUGAAUUAAAAAGAGCUAGAGAAGAGGUCCAGCAAGUGGAACAAGUGCACAAAGAAAAGGAGGAGGAAUGGAAGUGUGAAAGAGAGGCCCUGAGGGUCAAAGUUGAAGAGACGUUGUCACAGUUACGUGCAGAACUUGAAGACAAGGCAGAGUCUGAGAAGCAAACUUUGCAAAAGGAGUUUGAACUUCGUGAAGCUGAAAUGAAUCGGCUUCAGGAUCAGCAGGCUGCCCGAAUUGUAGAACUGGAGAAGUCCCUAAAGGAGCAGCAGAACAGUUUGCAGCAGCUAGAGGAUAGCUUGGCAAGUAUGCAGACUACACAGACAGCUCAGGCGCAGUACGAGAGUGAACUGCAAGCUGCCAAGACACUCAUGGAAAAAGAUUUGGAAAAAGCCACAUUUGGGCUCCAAGAGGAAUGUGCAGUUAAACUUAUGGAAGCACAGAACAAAUUUAUGGAGGAACACAAAGUUAUGACUCAAAAAUUCACAACAGAGCAAGAGCUUCUCCUCCAAGAGCUGAAAGGGAAGCAUGUGGAGGAGCUAGAACUCCAAAGUCAACAGCUACAGGAGAAGCAUAAGCAACAGAUUCUGUCCCUCACAGCUGAGCUGCAGACCAAGCACCAAGCUGAAAUUGAGACACUUACAUCUACGUUACAAAGCAAGCAGCAGGCUCAGCUUGAGGCUCGUCUAGCUGAGCUGCAGGCAAAGCACCAGGCACAAAUUGAUGAUUUGGAAGCUAAACACUUGUCAAAUCUGGAUUCUUUGGAGUCGUCGUACCUGUCGGAAAUUCAGAUUAUACGAGAUGAGCACAAACAAGCUGUUGAGGAUCUACAGAUGCAUUUCGCAGAGCAGCUGCAUGAGAAGGAGAAGGCAAAUCAAGCAAUUUUGACUCAGGAAAUGGAAAGGCUGAAAUUAAAACAUUCCGAAGAGCUGCAACUUUCACAAGACAAUCUGAAAAUUGAGUUAGCUACUCUUCAUAUUGAAAAACUGAAAGCCAUGGCUGCUGAACUGGAAGAAGCUCAUAAGGAAGAUUUGAACACCGCUCUUCAAAAUCAAAGAUGUAUGUUGGAAGAAGAAAAUCAUAAGGCUCUGGAUGUAUUGCGUGAAGAAGUGUUGCAUAUGGAGGAACAUCAUAAAAAAGCACUAAAAGAUCUCCAGGAUCUCCAUGUGGCAGAAGUUCAGAGACAGAAGGAAGCAUACUCCUGGCAGCUGCAGGAAGAGCUCGAGAAGCUAAAAGCACAGCAUGAACAUGAAGAGAAGAUGUAUGCCUCUGCCUCUGCCUCUGAAGUGGAAACUGUGCGAACAGCUCUCCUAGCUCAGUUUGAGGAGGUGAAAUUGAAGCAGCAGCUUCAGUUCCAGGAUGAGAUUGAACUGCUCAAAUGUCAGUCAGAGGUAUUAUUGGAACAGCAGAUUACACAGCUAAAGGAGGAAUUUGAAGCUGAAAGGAAGACUGCCUGGCGCAGCAAGGAGCAGGUGUUGAUACAAGAGACAGAAAAGGCACAAGCACAUUACGAAAAGGAGAAAGAGGAGUUAUCAGUACAGAUACAGGAAAAGACAAAUAUAAUCAUUCAGCUGGAAAAGAAAGUGGAGUCUUUAAAUCAAAAGUUGGAGGAGACUAACUCUGAGCUAGAGACCCUGCUACAGCGACGAGACAGAGAAAAUCAAGAAGGAGAGUACCUGGUAGCUAUGUUGAGAUCUGAUAUCGAACUGUCCCAGAAUGAAAGGAAAAAACUUCAGGAAUCUUAUCAGCAAGUUUUGAAAUUAUUUGUGGAAAUGGUAAAGGCCACUAUCGCCACAGAAGACCUUAUCUGUAAGAAAGUUGGUCUCUGUCUCGAUGACAGUCUAGCAUCUGGAGACUCUAGAGAAAGCCGCAGCAUGAUGGAAGAAGUGGGAUUCAUACAGCAUUUCAAAGCCAGAGAGAAGCAUGACCUAGAAAAAAGUGACCUGCUGGAUGAAACUCUCACAGAACACAACCAGGUGUCUGCAGUGACCGAUGAAGGAUCUGAGCUGAGCCAGCACUUAUGUGAGAGUGUUUUUGCAAGCCCAGACCUGGCACUUGAGAACGAAGAGAUGAUCCUGAAAAUCUGUCGCCGUUUGCGCACUGCUGUGGAGAAACUUCUAGAGCUGGUUACAGAAUCAACUAAACAAUUGGAGAAAACACAUGAAAUUCACGCUCACUUUGAGGAAGAAUUCAGCCGCAGAAAUCAGGAAACUGCCCAAGUGGUUAGUCAGCACCAUGAUCUAAUGGAGUGUCUAAAUGAGGAAAAUGAGGCAAAGAAUCAACUGGCACUGGAACUUCAUAAAGCAGAAGGUAUCAUUGAAGGCUAUGUAGUAGAGAAAGCAGCCUUAGAAGAGGCAAUGAGCCUGAAAGAAGAGUCUGAACGACGCCUUGUUUUGGAACUGGAGAGCUUGCAGGAACAGUUUCAGAAGCUAACCCAGGAACAGGCAAUACUCUGUGAGGAGCGGGAUAUGUUAAUAAGUCAAAAGAAAGCUCUGGCUGCCAACGUAGGAGAAAUAGAAGUUGGAGUUCCUGUUGUUAACAUAGCAAAAAAGGAAGAUUCAGGUUUACUAAAGGAAGUAGAAUUUUUAGCAAAAGAGAAGUUAGAACUGCAGUGCCAGGCAGAGAAGGACCAUUCCAGCUUGCGCUCUCAGAUGAAGGUUUUGGAAGUGGAACUUGAAGAACAGAUGGAUCAAAAUCAGAAGUUGGCAAAGAAGUCAUUGGAGGUUACUGAUCUAAGGCAGCAAAUUCAAGUCCUUGAAAAACAGCUUAGAAGUCAACGACAGUUCAUGGAUGAACAAGCUAUAGAGCGAGAACAUGAACGUGAUGAGUUUCAGCAAGAAAUUCAGAAACUAGAAGAUCAGUUAAAACUGUCAGGAAAAUCCCAGACUUCUGGAGAGCCCAGACAAUAUGGGAUCUUUGAAUUGACUCUCCAGAUAGAGUCUUUGCAAGCAGAAAUAAAAGACAAAACAGAUGAUUACAAUAAACUGUUAUUAGAAAAGGAGCAGAAGUACCGAGAAAUUACAGUUCGAGAUAAAGAAAUAGAGGAGCUAGCAGCGCGGAUUAGAGAGCUGGAGCACACCAAUACUGAGGCCUCAAAGACUGUCAGCCGUUUGGAACAAGAACUGCAAAAAAUGAAGAAAAGGGAAACUGAACUAACACAAGAUAAAGAGGCAUUGCAACAGCAGCAAUACAAUAAUUUGAUCCAGAUCUCUGCCCUGCAGUCUAAACUGGAUGAAGCCAGGCACAGAGUACCUUCUGAAGGCAGUUCUGAUCAUGGGCUAAAGGAACAAUUACAGGCAGAGCAGGAGGCACUCCUAAUGAAAGAGAGAGAGAUCCUGAGUUUGUUAGAGCAACUAGAACAGUUUAAAGAAAACUUAAUCAAUAAAAAUGAGGAAAUCUUGCAGCUGAACUUGCAGUUAGAGAUGCAAAAAAACCUUACCGCUGGCAUCGGCCAGCUUCAAAUAGAGAAUGCUCAUCUGAAGGAGGACAUAGCAAAACUCCGCAUGAUGCAAAGUCAGAACGUGGGUAGUAGUGAAUCAGCAGUUUUGCAGUUCCCACAGGCUUUGCUUGAGGAAAAGAAUCAAGAAAUUGAUCAUUUGAACGAGCAGAUUGAGAGACUCCAGCGUGAACUGGACGGUGCCACAGACAAUAAGUCUUGUUCUCUCUCUCAGGUUGUGGAAAACGGAAAAUCUGAAAUCGAUGAACUCAGGUUACUCGUCGAGCACCUUCGUGGUGACCAGGAAAGACUGCAUAGGGAUAAAGCAGAAGAGGUAGAGCAGCUUCAUGGAGUAAUUGAGAAGCUUCAAAAGGAGCUGAUACAACUUGGACCCAUGUGUCAUGAAGUUAGUGACAGCGAAGAUAACCGUAACGUGCUUAGGUUGGAGGAGCAGGUAGAGAAUCUUCAGAAUGAGUUGAAGAAAGGAUCACUAGAUUUUCAGGAGCAUUCAGAUAAGAAUAAGAAAACUGUAUUGCUACAUUCCAAACUGAAGGAGCUUCAGGAAGAAUUAGAACUUGUCUCAACUGCUAGAGAAGCCCUGCAGCAGCUGCUUGAAGAGAAGGAAUCUCAGUUUAAAAUGGAGGUGGAAAUUUUAGAGCAAAAUCUUCAAAAUGUGCAGGAGUCUUCAAGGCAGCACUUGGCAGAGUUAACAUCCCUAAGAAUACAGUAUGAUGCAUUUCAGGAGGAGUACAGCCUUCUAAGAACACACCUCUCUCAGAGAGAUGGUGAAAUGGGGAUCAUGGCCUCUCGCAUUCAAGAGCUUGAAGAUACACUAAGAGCAAGAGAAGCAACUCUUUUAGAGAGCGAUCUGCAGAUUAAGACAGUAGCAGAGCAGAGAGUAGUGGAUGCAGCUGAAUUACAGCACCUAGCAGAAAAGAUUGCAAGACUUGAAGAUGAACUGUUAAAGAAGGAUCUGCAUCAGAAAACUGAGGCUGAAGAAGUUCAAACCCUUCAGUCGGAAGUCUCCAGGCUUGAUUUCAAGGUUCAAACACUGAAUCAGAAAGAAGUAGUUUACCAGAGAGAAAUAGAUGAACUUCAAGCAAAUUCUAUAAAAUUGAAGGAUCAGGUCCAGGAGUUUUUGAAAGAACUCCAAGCCCUGCGCUCUGAAAGAGAUGACCUUUAUUCACAGCUGGCAUCCUACAAGGAAAAGAAUCAAAGUAAUGAUCAAGAAGCUAAACUUCAUAAACCGAUCUUAAAACAAGAAAGAGAGGUUCCGGUUCAUACAAAUGGAAUGGAGAAAUUGAGAGAAGAGAGAGGAGCAAAUGUUGAUCAGUCAUUUGCAGCUUCAGUUUCCCAAAGUGAUAAAUUGAUUCUAGUACAGUUAGAGGCAACAAACACUUCAGAAAACCACAAAGAUCUAAUCACAAAGAUGACAUUGCAUCAGGAAGAACUUAAGUCUGAAUUAGCCUGUGUGAAAAAGGAAUUAGAAUUAAGAGAAGAACAGACUGGGAAAAUACUGAAGGACAUAAAGGAGAAAGAUGCAGCUCUAGCUGACUUGAAGACUCACAGCAGAAAUCUAAAAACUCAGAUUAAGCAACUACAAGAGACACUCCUGACUCAGGAAGCAGAGAUGACAGACAAGGCCAGAGAGCUGCAAGAUCUGAAAAAACACUGUCAGCAAAUCUUGGAAUUUCAUCAAACUCCAGACUCUGUGAAAUGCAAGUUGAACAACCUUUCACAAAACACAGAGCAUGAUAAAGAGACACCCAAGGACUUUAAAUGUUUAGUCAUGCAUAUGACUUCAUGGGACUCACCUGAGAUUGUGAGAAAGCAGGAGACAAGCAUAGAACUUCAACCAAGUCUUCACUUAACACCCUUCUCAGAAGUUGAUAGUGUACACAGCACAGACUUUGAAAUGAAGGACAACAAAUCAUCUGUCAUACAAGGAGACACCCCUGGACUGUUGGGAUAUCAAAGUCUGUAUGCUAAUACCAAUGAGGAAGCAGUGGCCAGACUAGAUUUAAAGUCUCCAGCUUUCUCUGAAAGUACCUACUCUAUCGCUGAGUACCAAAAUAUGGAAAAAAGGAUUCGGGUGAGAGAUGUUGACGACUUCACUUUAACGCCAUCUGAUUCACAAGAUGACCUACGAUCAACAAUGUCUGGUCUAGAGGGGGCAAGUGAUGGAUAUGUCAGCAAUCCCAGUUCAGAUUUGGCAGCUAAACUGAAUCAGGAGCUAGAAACAACUGAACACCUGGAUGCUAGUUUCACGGCUUAUCUGCAAUACUGUGGAAUAUUUCAAGAUGCCAUGGACCCAGUGAAAGAAAAAGAAACUAUUUCACCACAACUGAAGUCUGUGCUGAAGAUGGUGUACGAGGACAGCCGCAGAAUACUGGCUUUGUCAGAACAUCCCUUUCCUCUUAGUGAUCAAAAAAGCAUUCAGCAGUCUGCUGCAGCCGAGGGAUGGCGAAAAGAAGGACUAACCUUGCUGGAUGCAAUACAGUCAUUGAAGGAUUACCUUAGCAAAGUGGAAGAUAGAGGAGACAAGGAAUCUUCAGAUACUUGUUUUGACUGGCGAGGAGAACUUCUCCAGGCAGUUCAGAGUGUGCUAGAGAAGGAGCGGAACAUGUUUCAAGUUGACUUGCAGUCACACCUUUGCAAUCCUGGUUCUGGGGAUGAAGGUUCAUUAGUGGAAAAACUGGAGCAUAUUGUGAAACGACAAGAAGAACAGCAGCAGAUAGUUUUAGAGCACCUUCUGUCUUCUGAUAGGAACAGCUUACUUUCCGAAAUACAGGACCUUCGAGCUCAGCUACGAAUAACACAUCUUCAAAACCAGGAGAAGCUGCAGCAGCUACAAGAAACUCUUACGAAUGCAGAGGAUCGUGGGAGUAAACAAGAACACCAACUUCGGAGGAAAGCUGAAUUAUUAGAAUAUAAACUUCAGCAGGAAAAAACCAUAGCUAGUGACUUGCAGAACUCUCUAAGUGAGGAACAGGAGAGGGCCUCUGAGAUGCAUGAACUCCUGAAGCAGGAGCAAUCUGCAGUAUCGGACUUGAAAUCAGAGCUUUAUGAAAGCAAAGAAGAGAAUGAAAGUCUACAAAAAUCCCUGCAAAAGCUUCAGAGGGAAAUAAACCAGCUUCGUUCUGAACUGGAAAAUAAAGAAAAAGAUCUGAGAGUUGCACUCCAAGACCUACAGAAUGAACAUUCGAAAGAAAAAGAGUUACGAAAUAUGUUUGAAGAACAACACCUUCAGCAUAAGCUAAGAGAGGAUGAAAAGACAAAAGCAUUAGAGGAAUUGCAGGCUGCUUUGGAAUUGCAAUGUAUUCAGAAUAAUCAAAUGUCAGUGGCCUUAGAGCAUGAAAAAUCAGCAAAUGAUAAUCUCCGUAAGGAACUUCAAAUUGAACACUCUCGAUGUGAGGCUUUACUGUCCCAAGAACGAAACAAACUGACAGAGCUACAGAGAAAUUUGGAGGUUGAGAAGAAUCACUCCUUAGAGCUUUUGAAUGCCUUGAACCAUGAACGUGUUUUGACGGAACAACUGAGUAUGAGAGUAAAUGAAGAUUCUUCUUGUAAGCAUAAAGAAUCGUUGCUGGAGCAAACCUUUGUGCAAGAACUGCAGGCUCAGUUGGACGAAGAGAGAUCCCGUGCUAUGGAGCUAGCUGCUAUCAUUGAGAAGACACACCAGCAAGCCAUUCAAUCUAAGAGGCAGCUAGAAGCUGAGGUACAAAUGUGUUGUGAAGAAACACAAAAGGAAAGAGAAGUCAGUACCAAGUUACGAGCUACACUGGAGUCUCUUCAGAGUCAAAAACAGGAGGUAAUCCGCUCCUUGGAGAUACAGAGGGAAAGAGAGGCAAAACUGAAAGCUGAUUGGGAACAAUUGCAGACACUUUUCAGGACAAUGAAAGAACAGGAGAAAAGCAAGAAAGAAGAAAGGGAAAAAGAGAGACGACAAGAGCAAAGGGCAGAAUUUGAGAAACGGAAGGAAUGGCAGAAAGACAAAGAGAGACUGCAUGAAUUGGAGUUGCAGCACCAGAGGGAUGAACACAGAAUCAAGGAGCUCCAGCAGACACUGGCAGAAUUAGAGAAACAAGAAAGAAAUCUUGCCUCUCAGAAAAGUCAGCGAGAGCUUUCUUCAUGUCCUGUAAAAAAUGAUUAUAAUGCCAACUUGUCCUUAACAACGGAGACUGAAGCAUUGCACCUGCAGCAGCAGCAGCUUGAGAAGAUAAGGCAACAGUUGCUUUUUGCUGCUGUCCACCUAAAUGAGUUCAUAUAUAAAACUGUAGACAAAACAGUAAAUGAUUGGUCUGCAUCAAAUGAUGAAGCUAUAGCAUCUUUACUGCAUACUUUAAAGGAGCUGAAAUCAGAGUUAUUGACCUCUUCUACACCUCUGAAACCACUGCAAGGUUCAGUUUCUCUGGUAGACUUGUUGUUGAAAGAAAAUGGAGAGCUUACGAAGUCUGUAACAACACUGACAGAGGAGAAAUUAGAAUUAAGAGCAGCGAUUUCUCAACUUGAGAAGAAUCUUCAGCAGCAGCAUCAUAGGGGAAUUGGUAACAGACAGAUCCGCUGUACAGAUGAUGCUCACUCCGUCCAGGGAUCAGAAAGGGCUUCCUGGCAGCAAGAAAAAACUCUUUUGCAGAAUGCUUUGAAACAGGCAGAAUCUGAGCUCGCUAAAGCUACUGUUGAAAUAGAAAACAAGCCAGUUAUGGAAACUUCCAACCCAAAGCUGCAGAAAUUAUACAGGAAGUAUCUGCGAGCAGAGAGUUUUAGAAAGGCUCUCGUUUAUCAGAAGAAAUACCUUCUUCUGCUUCUGGGUGGAUUCCAGGAUUGUGAGCAAGCAACACUGUCGCUGAUAGCUCGUAUGGGAGUCUAUCCUUCGCCUGCAGACCUGCAGGUCUCUGAAUCACGUUCCCGUCCUUUUACCAAGUUCAGAUCUGCAGUGAGAGUGGUCAUUGCAGUAUCAAGGUUAAAGUUUUUGGUGAAAAAAUGGCAUAAAGUAAACAGAAAAGGGGCACAGGGAGAAAACAUUUCUCACAGUAUUGGACAUAACCCAGUUUCUGGUGUCAGAACAGAAGUUUUAAGACAACAGCAGCUCCCAAGUGUUAAUGUAAACUCCCCCCCUACCCGAGAUAUUGGAUCGUGCCACAGAACCAGUUCUGCUAGAUUUGUGAGCCACUCACCAAAAUCCUCUUACUGGUUACAUAACAGAUUACAUCCAUCCACAAGUUCAGCUUCGGAGAAGUCACUGGUGUCUACUCAAGACCCCGAACGGUCAUUAACUGAAUACAUCCAUCGCUUAGAGGUUAUCCAGCAGAGAUUAGGAGGUGCACAAACAGGAAACACUUCAGGACCACCUCACCAGAGAAACAUAAAGUAAUCAGAGCGCUUCUCAGAUCUGGGACCGAACCCCCCAGGUUGCUACUUCCUUCUGAAGUGGAUGUUUUUGUAUUCUCGUGUUUCCAAGCACUAGGAAAUCCAACACUUAUGUGCAGUUGAAUAAAGGGAUUUUAGUGUCUAUGCAAUGUUUUUUGCAUCAGAUUUUUAUGUAAUCGGUUUAUUAAAUUUUAGUACAUUUACACUUUUAGAGGAAGUCACUAUUCACUCACAACAAUGUUUUACAUACUUAUGUGGAAUAACUGAUAACCAUAACUUAAGUGUGCCUGCAGGAUUGUAUUGAAAGCCACAAAGUGUCUUUUUUUAUGUUUAUUUUUCUAAAGUGUAUAGCUGGAUUCCUUGUAAAAAGUUAUUAAAAUGACAUUUUAUUAGCAAA